UAUGUCAAUCUGCAAAAUAAAAAAAAUAAAAAAAAGAAGAAGUUGAAUUAAGCAGCAGCAGCAGCGCAAAAAGGAGAAAGAAGAAGAAAAACUCAACCCCUCUCAAACAAACAAACCCUUGAAACCUCUCUUUCUCUCUCCUAUCUCUUCAUCCACUCUCCCCAUUUCUCGAGGAGAGAGAGAAACGAAAUUGUUGUUGUUCGUCACUUUUUGGAAUCAUCACAGUUGCAUCGCCGAAAUUUGAGAAUUGUUAGGGUUUUUGUCCAAUCGAUUUCUUUCUCGUACUCUAAUGGAAGCUUGAUUCGAGCGACGAAGCAUGCAAUUCUGAAAUUUUAGCUUCUCGAAGGUUUUAGCGGAAAAGCUAGGGUUUAAUUCUCGAUUUCGUUUGUUCAAUUUCAUUUUUGGUGUUGCUGGUUCUUGUGUGAGAAUUGGAGUGAGUUUUUGUUGGAAAUUGUUUCGAUCUUUGGAUGGAUUCGCGAGAUUUGAGUUCAUCUUCUUCGAUGAAUGUGGCUAGAGAAGGCUCGGAUGACGACGGUGUUCUUUCGGUCACUGCUUUGCUCGCUAAGGAAGCUUUCGUCUUGUUUCAAUCUGAUAAGUUUUCGGAAUGUGUUGAUGUACUCAAUCAAUUGUUGCAGAAGAAGGAAGGUGAUCCUAAGAUUUCGCAUAAUAUUGCGGUUGCAGAAUUUUUGCGUGAUGGAUGUUCAGAUCCUAAAAAAUUGGUUGAAGUCCUUGUCAAUGUUAAGAGAAAGAGUGAAGACCUUGCACGUGCAUCCAGAGAGCAAACAGAUGCUGCUUCCCAGGCUUCUAAUAAAGCCAUUUCAGGAGCCAAAGGAACUAAUAAUUUGGCGAACACCAGUACAGUUUUCACAGACGAAUUUGAUGCAUCUGUGGCGGCGCUAAACAUAGCAACUGUCCUCUUUCAUCUUCAUGAAUAUUCAAAGGCAUUGUCAGUUUUGGAGCCACUGUUUCAAAAUAUUGAACCUAUAGAUGAGACUACAGCUCUUCAUGUUUGUCUCUUGCUGCUGGACGUUGCCUUUGUGACUCAAGAGGCAUCUAAAUUUUCGGAUGUAAUAAGCUAUCUUGAAAAGGCUUUUGGAGUAAGUUAUAUGCUCAAUCAAGCUGAUGGUGGAAGCACAGGGCAGCAACAAACUUCAAACUUUGUAGUGAAGUCCUCAUCAAUUCCCAACAAUUCAUCAGCCUCUGAUGACUUCAAUCCUGAGGGGACUGCUGCUGGAAAUACCUCAGAAGGUUCCUUAGCAAGAACAUUAUCAGAAGAAACGAUUGAGUACGAGACCUUGCUAUCAACACUCGAUAUCAGCGGGCAGAAUAUAUCCAGGGCAUCUCAUCUUUCAACAUCAAAUGAUCUCUUAAGGACACCAGCUGAUCGGUCUACACCCACCGUUAAUUUGAGGCUGCAGUUGCCCCUUUACAAGAUACAGUUUUUGCUUCUCGCCAGAAAUCUGAAGGCAGCUAAACGUGAAGUAAAGCUGGCAAUGAACAUUGCACGUGGCAUAGAUUCUUCUAGGGCUCUGCUACUGAAGUCGCAGCUUGAAUAUGCCCGUGGGAACUACCCUAAAGCGUUCAAGCUUUUGAUAGCAUCAAAUAGCCAAUCAGAUGUUGGAAGUUCAAUCAUAAUCAACAAUAACACUGGGUGUAUCUAUUAUCAACAGGGAAAUCGCAACACAUCAAGCAUAUUCUUCCACAAGGCCCUAAGCAAUUGUUCAUCGAUUUGGAAGGAAAAGCCACGGAAGCUAGCCACAUUUUCUCAAGACAAAGCUUUGCUCAUAGCAUAUAAUUGUGGUGUGCAAUACUUAUCGUGUGGCAAACCUGUUUUUGCUGCUCGUUUUUUUCUGAAAGCCAGUUUGGUUUUCUACCACAGGCCUCUGCUGUGGCUGCGACUCGCAGAAUGCUGCCUAAUGGCUUUGGAGAAGGGACUCUUGCUUGCUGAGACUCCUAGACAUGAGUCACAGUGUAAGGUCCAAGUUAUUGGUCAAGGAAAAUGGAGACAUCUUGCCUUUGGGAAUGGUUCCGUAAGUUCUUAUGACAAGGAGGAUUCUAGUGUUGACAAAAAUAUCAAACCAAAACUAUCUGUGUCAUUUGCCCGACAGUGUCUUCUUAAUGCCCUUCACUUGCUAGGCAAUUCUGAGUUGAAGCUUACCAAUUCUGGCUCUUUGACAAAAUCUUGUUUGGAGGAAAAUGAAUUUACUGAUGCAGCAUCAAAGAACAAGAAUUUGGGAAGCAAUGAUACGAAGUCUAAAGACACAGCAGGUGCAGGUCAAGUGAGUGCAAAUGGGGAUGUGAGAGAACACAGAGGCGGAGCUCAUUCUAAUACAGCUGCAGCAAACACCCUCUCUGAUUACGAGGAGAUAUGUAAAAGAGAAAACCAGAAGAUGAAGCAGGCGAUUCUUGUUGAUUUGGCAUUCGUUGAGCUUGAACUAGGAAAUCCGCUCAAUGCGCUGUCUACAGCUCUAACCCUCCUGAAUUUACCAGAAUGUUCAAGAAUGAAUGCCUUUUUGGGGCAUGUUUAUGCAGCUGAGGCCCUUUGCUUGCUGAACAAACCCAAAGAAGCUGCAGAACAUAUCUCUAGUUAUUUGACCGGUGGGAAUAUGGAAUUGCCUUACAGUGAAGAAGAUUGUCGACAGUGGCAGGCAAAGAAAACUCUGGAUGCUGAGGAUUCAAACAGGGUUUCUGCAUAUGAGGGGCAACAAGAUAACGUGUUUCUCUCCCCAGAGGAAGCUCGAGGAGCACUCUAUGUCAACUUAGCCUGUAUGCAUGUCUUACAAGGAGAUCUAGAGCAGGCAAGUCGGUAUGCAGCACAAGCUUUGGCGACUCUGCCUACCAGCCAAGAAGCUGCACUCAUGGCAGUUUAUUUAGACUUGAAGCUUGCCAAACCCCGAGAAGCUCUUGUGAAAUUGAAAUGUUGUUGCUGGGUUAAGUUCUUACCCUUCACGUCAAGAUCAAAAGCCGCUUCUUGAUCUGUAUUUGUUGGUUUUCUUCAUUUUCCCUCAUUUGCAUUAGUGAUACCCGCGGUUCCAGUUAUGAAAGGUAGGUAACCCAGUCCUUACAAAGUAUUUGUAACAUAAAUAUAGUUCGAUUCAGAGAAUAAAUUUUUUUCCCAUUUUUCCAUUUCUUCACUUGUUAAUUUUUCCUCCUAGAUUUACAUGUAGGGUUCGAGAGGAUGUUGUGUGGCUUGGCCAACAUUUUCGCUUUAGAUCAGUAGUGGAAUGCCUGCCAUAGUGCCAAUUAGAGUCUCUUAGGUAUGAGUUGUAGUUAUUGAAUUGUUGAUGCUUUUAGUGGCUACUCAUUUUUAUGUUAAUUGAGAAAUAGAGAAGGAGCAACAUGGAGCUCUUUUCAUACAA
Molecule: messenger RNA, 3359 nt
Organism: Spinacia oleracea (spinach)
Lineage: Eukaryota; Viridiplantae; Streptophyta; Magnoliopsida; Caryophyllales; Amaranthaceae
Exons: 6
Coding region: 468-2975 (835 amino acids)
Biological process (GO): mRNA catabolic process; negative regulation of translation
Cellular component (GO): CCR4-NOT complex
Molecular function (GO): protein binding
Source: RefSeq, a predicted model, not a curated record